ACAGCCUAGAAGUAGGGCCUGGAAUUGCAGGAUUCACUCCCCUCCUGCAAGCUAGCCAGGCUUGAGGGAGUGACGGCCGCGCAUUGGCCAGACGAGAGCGAUGGGUGAGAACGCCACACCAGGUCUGAUCUCAGAGCUGAAGCUGGCUGUGCCCUGGGGCCACAUCGCAGCCAAAGCCUGGGGCUCCCUGCAGGGCCCUCCAGUUCUCUGCCUGCACGGCUGGCUGGACAAUGCCAACUCCUUCGACAGACUCAUCCCUCUUCUCCCGCAAGACUUUUAUUACGUUGCCAUGGAUUUUGGAGGUCAUGGGCUCUCGUCCCAUUACGGCCCAGGUGUCCCAUAUUAUCUCCAGACUUUUGUGAGUGAGAUCCGAAGAGUUGUGGCAGCCUUGAAAUGGAAUCGAUUCUCCAUUCUGGGCCACAGCUUCGGUGGCGUCGUGGGCGCAACGUUUUCCUGUACCUUCCCCGAGAUGGUGGAUAAACUUAUCUUGCUGGACGCGCCGCUAUUUCUCCUGGAAUCAAAUGAAAUGGAGAACUUGCUGAGAUACAAGCGGAGGACCAUAGAGCAUGUGCUGCAGGUAGAGGCCUCCCAGGAGCCCUCGCGCACGUUCAGCCUGAAGCAGCUGCUGCAGAGGUUACUGAAGAGCAAUAGCCACUUGAGUGAGGAGUGCGGGGAGCUCCUCCUGCAAAGAGGAACCAAGAAGGUGGCCACAGGUCUGGUUCUGAACAGAGACCAGAGGCUCUCCUGGGUAGAGAACAGCAUUGACUUCAUCAGCAGGGAGCUGUAUGCGUAUUCCAUCAGGAAGCUGCAGGCCCACGUGCUGUUCAUCAAAGCAGUCCACGGAUAUUUUGAUUCAAGAGAGAAUUACUCUGAGAAGAAGUCCCUGCCGUUCAUGAUAGACACGAUGAAAUCCACCCUGAAAGAGCGGUUCCAGUUUGUGGAGGUCCCAGGCAAUCACUGUGUCCACAUGAGCGAACCCCAGCACGUGGCCAGUAUCAUCAGCUCCUUCUUACAGUGCACACACACGCUCCCAGCCCAGCUGCAGCUCUGGGCCUGGAACUAUGAAGACCUAGUGCUCCCAGACUCAACACUGGGACUCUGAGUUCCUCAGCCCCACAACAAGGCCAGGGGUGGUAGGGACAGGCCUCACUGGUCUUCAGGCCCAGCCCAGGAUGGUAGUCAGGGGAAGGAGCGAGAUUCCAACUUCAACAUCUGUGGCCUCAAUGGGGAGACAGAGUCUGGGUUCGAGGGCUGCUGUCUCCUGGCUAAUAAUCUCCAGCCAGCUGGAGGAAGGAAGGGCAGGCUGGGCCCACCAAGCCUUUCCCUGCUGCCCAGCUGGAUGGAAAAUAAAAGGUUCUUGUAUUCUCA
Messenger RNA from Nomascus leucogenys (northern white-cheeked gibbon), 1368 nucleotides. RefSeq names its product serine hydrolase like 2. NCBI's taxonomy places the organism in Eukaryota, Metazoa, Chordata, Mammalia, Primates, Hylobatidae. The record is from RefSeq and is a predicted model, not a curated record. The transcript has 12 exons. Bases 101 to 1102 code for a protein of 333 amino acids.